ACUGUAUUAGCUUAUUUUAUAUACUUGACUAUGUAAUUUUUUGAAAAUAAAAUUGACCCUAUAUUUAGAUCUUAAGUUUUUGUGACUAAUGACUAAAUAGAAAUACCUUUAAGAGAUGAUUUGGUAGCCUUUAAAUUUAUUUACGAUAUUCAGAAAACAAUAAAUUAGUUAGAAAGUUAAACUAAUCAAACAUAUAUUGUACCAAUGGCGACGAUUGGAUAUUAGAAUAAUACAAAUUACGAUACAGUCAAUCUUAAUAUCAUAAAGUGCUCUAAUCCAGAUCUAUUAGAUUAUUAUUGUGUAGAUUUUUCAACCUUAUCUUAAAAGAAUUUGAUAGUGAAUACUAACUAAAGAUUAUUUUCAGUCAUAUCAAUAUUUUUUUAUUCUUGCAGAGUAACAGAUAACAUUAAAACACUUGUGCCAGACAAUUGUGCUUAACAGAGCGAUAUUGAUAAUAUGAUUAACGGACAAUACACUUUACUUCAUUUAAGAUUGUUUACUUAGCAAUAUAACACAACUAGUAAGUAAAACUAAAUAAAUUUUAAGAACUAUAUGAUAUUUCCUUAGUCAAGUCAAUAUAUACUAAAUACAUAAAAUAUUUAAAAUCAAAUAACGAAGGUAAGAGAUGGUUUCAUUAUUUAAUCUGAAUCAGAGUAUUCUGCACCAAUUUAAUAUAUUUUUGAAAAUUAAUCUUUUCCUAAUGAUGAUAAUCCUUAUAUUCAAAUUAAUCUCCAAAUUGAUGAAGUUAUUUAAUACACUUCUAUUCAAUUUAGUACUUUCCCCCAAAUAUUGGCUUUGGUUAAUAGCGCAUUUAGUCUACUCAUGCUGCUAGGAUUUUUUUGUAGAAGGUUUGCUAAUAAAUCAAUUUUAUAAGAUUUCUUUUGCAUUUUUUUGUAAAAUAUGCAUUAGAAUCUUUAUGAAGAAGUUUUAAAGCAAAAUAAGUUAUUUGAGUAAAAGACAAAUUCUACUUAAAUCGAAACUAAAUUAAAUAAAUUACAUAUUGGACAAGAAAUUAGUGAAAAAGAAGUUGCUAAUAUAUUUAACAUUCCUCAGUUCAUAACUAAAUCUAGAGAUUAUGUAGAGUAAAGUUAGUAGACUUAAUUAAAUAACACCUAACUAAACUAAUAAGAUGAAAUUUUACAAAUAGAAGAAGAAGAAGAAAAAAAAUCACCAAAAGUAGCUGAUUAGUUUUAUGAUUUAGAUGAAUAACAAUAGUAAGAAAAUAAAGAACAAAGAAAUAAUAAUUAGAAUUAAUUAAAAAAAGAAUAAAUUAUAGAUAAAAUAUCAAAUAAUAUUUUAUUUACAACUGAAACAAAUGAAAUAAUAAAAAACUCUAACGACUCUGGCUAAAAUAUCUUUAAGACAUCUCCGAGGAUUUAAUUUAGUCAAAAUAGAAAUGAAUCUUACUAAAAUUGUAGAGACAGACCAUUAAGCGAAAUAAGCAAAAUUCCUUAAUCAGCUAGCAUUUUCAAGAAUGAAAUAUAAAGAUAAAGUUCUAUUUUUUAAAAAGAUAACACAUUAUGUUUUACAGAACGCUAAAUGUAAUAGCCUACAUUAAUUGAGUAAGAUGAGUAAAAGUUAACUAACUGUUAGGUGACCACAAUUUAAGCAAGUAAUACAAAUUAAACUUCAAAGAAAAACUCUACUAUUAUAGAGUAUUACAUUUAGAAACUUAAAACAAUUUAAGAUAUAAACAUAUUCAAAAGGUUUACUGAAAUCAAUUUUGGAUACAGAUUUACGCUUUAAAAAAUCAACUGCUUUAAGAAAAAGACUAAUUAGGAAGAUUAAUAAAAAUUCAGUAACGAAUCAAAAAUAUUUAUUGAAAAAUAAGUGUUAAAAAGCAUGAAUAUCUUAGAGUUGUUAAAAGACGUUAUUUUUAUAAAGAAAUCAAUUAUGUUAUUAAUGAGUAGAGAUCAAUUAGCAGCUAUGAAGUUAGUAGGCUACUCAGAAAAUUAUAUUUAAGACCAUUAUCUUAAAAAAGAAGCUGGGAAAUAAAAAAGAGAGACUACUUAUUUAGAGUAGUAGCUAGAUAUUUACGACUCUACAGAUUUAUCAAGUGAGUAUAUUAAGAAAUUUAUAUAAAAAUGCAAUAAUAGUAAAAUUUUAGAUAAAUUAGAUAAAAGAAUUCUAUCGUCAAUAAACAAGAAUAAAUAGAAAUUGUUUUGA
Molecule: messenger RNA, 2166 nt
Organism: Tetrahymena thermophila SB210
Lineage: Eukaryota; Ciliophora; Oligohymenophorea; Hymenostomatida; Tetrahymenidae
Exons: 3
Source: RefSeq, a predicted model, not a curated record